UCUCCGUCCCCUCCCCUCUCCCCGCCUCCGCCUCCCCUUCCCCGCGCCGCCGCUUGCCAACCUGCCGGCAGGAGCACCGGCGGGGAUGUGCGACCGCUCAACUAACCACCAACGCAGCUCUCCCGCGCUGUGCACCCUCCUCUAGCUAGGGUUUUGCACUUUUGCCUCUUGGGGCUCCAUGCUGGUGUGAGGUGGGGAGCCGACGACCUGGUGCUGUCCGGUUGUGUAAGCUGGGGCGUGUUCUGGGUCGGCUCGCCGUCGGAUGGACGCCGAUGAGGCCGCGGGGAGUAGCAGGAGGAUGGAUCUGAACCUCUACCUUGGCCUCCCACGCGCCCCGCGCCCGCGCCGCUCCGACCUGGGCUCCGACCUCGCCCUCAGCACCCCGAUGCCCUCCUCGCCGUCCUCCUCCGCAGCCUCCGUUGACGCGCCGGCGCCACCGCCCGAGCUUUCGCAUCCCCCGUACUCUCCCUCUCAUGCCGACCUUUCCCCUCCGCCGCCGGAGGUUUUUUCCCUGUACAACCCCGAGGACCCACCUGCUUCCGAGGCGCACCUACCGUACGUGCCGCCUCCGGCGCCGGUGAUCUCGGAGCUCCCGGACGACCUCGAGUUUGGCCUCCCGCCCCCACCGCCACUGGUGCGGGCCAGCGAACUGCUAGGUUGGGAUGACCGGCCGUCUUCGUCGACGGCGUCGUCCUCUUUUUUGCCUGACACCGCAACCCGUUACUGGCGGCUUCUCGAGCAGACUGGAAACCGAUGGCUCCGUGCGAGGCGGUUUAGGUCGGACCUUCCGCCCCUUAGUUCUGAAGCUUACCCAGCUGGGCGUGAUAUAGCAGUCCCGGUGCCUCAGCACGAGGUGACGAAUGAUACUGUUGAACACAACAAAGUAGCUGCCGGUGGCACAGAAGUAGGUGCCUCCGAGGAGUCGGAGGAGCAGGGCAGGAGUGCUGCCACAUUUGAGUGUAAUAUAUGCUUUGAUAUGGCCAGCGAUCCGGUAGUCACCUCUUGUGGCCAUCUAUUUUGCUGGCCUUGCUUGUACCAAUGGCUCAAUGUUUACUCCAACCACAAGGAAUGCCCUGUCUGCAAAGGCGAGGUGACUGAGGCGAAUAUUACUCCUAUCUACGGGAGAGGGAAUUCAUCUUUGGAUGCCGAGAAGGCUGUGGAAGAUGGGAAACAACCUGGUCCUAAUAUCCCACCAAGACCACAUGGAAAUCGGCUUGAAAGCUUCAGGCAGCAGUUUCACCAUUUGCGACCAAUCUCAAGAAGGCUUGGUGAGGCACAUGGAUUACUGUCAUCAUGGAGGCGGCUUCUAGACCAACAGAUUAUGAAUACUGCAAGUAGGUUUGAAGCCCCGCCUGAAUCAGCCGUGCAGGAAAUAGUUGACACUGCUCAUGCUCAGCACACUAGUCGCUUAAGUAGAUUGGCUUCACGGAUGAGAGCAAGACGGUUGCUGAGAGAAGCAGACAACCCUAACUCUCCUGAUGGUGGUUCCACUGCCCUUGAUAGUGGUUUGGUCAGAAACAAUGCACCGGAUCCAUCCAGAAAUGGUCCAAGCUCAUUAUUACCAGAUGGUAUUGAUUGGUUGCGUGGACUUACCCUUCUUGGGUAUGAAGACACAGAAAGAUUUGCAACUGCCAUGAGUGAUUUCAGAAGGAUAACUGGGUCAAGCCAAUACGGAGCAUCAGCGUCAUCAUCUAAUCCUCCAAAUCCGAAUUCAACAUUUGACAGAACCCAUGUUGUUGCAGCACCUUCUGCAGAUCAAGCAUCUAACUCAAGCACCGCUGCAGUUAUACAAGGGGAUGCUGGUAUCUCCGAGAGUGCAGGAGAACCUAGUAAUGUAGGGUCGUCAAGAUCCCUGAGGAGGAGAGGGAGGAGCAGUGCCUUGGGUUCUUUGGAUGCCGAUGGUGGGGGCCUCCAACGUAACAAGAGGCGAAGGAUAAACUGAACAUUUUGUGUUGCGGUGUUAAUCUAAACUCUGGGCGUCAUGCUCGCUGAUUUUCAAUUAUUGCAUUUCAUUUCUUCGGGUGAUGUCUGCUGUGUUGUAGUGUAACAAUUUUCUUCCUUUUCUUGUUUAGUUUGCACUGAAAUGUUCUUCUGUUUAGUUCCUAUGUAGUCUCUACCUGUUUAAUUUAAGGAAAGUUAUUUAUCAAGCCAUUUUUGCGUUGGAAACAUAAAGGUUCGAGUUCACAUUAUUUCCAGAAUAAUAAAUUGGAUGCUGACAUGUGCAUCCAACACAACAGUACUCUGGUAUUCUUGUUACCAUCAAGUAAUAUAGGCAUAGCCAUUUUGUUUUUAUUUGUGAUCCUAAGAAACUCCUUCGGACACAAAAACUAACAGGUCAUGUAUAGUUUAGUGUAUAGAACACCCAGAGAAUGGACCUGUGGACAUGGUUGUCUUUGUUGCUUCAGAGAAGGUUCAUAGUCUGAGCUUUACUGCACAUUUACCCUCUAAUGGAACUACUUAACCAGCAUAUUUUCUUACUUGCUGAUUGUUCAGUAGAUAAGCUAAACUUUGUUAUCGUUCGGAAUUUCUUGAUGCAUGGAAGCUGUUUCAUUGAGCAUAGGUCAGUGUAACUGUGCUAAUU
Messenger RNA from Oryza brachyantha (malo sina), 2581 nucleotides. RefSeq lists its product as uncharacterized. The record is from RefSeq and is a predicted model, not a curated record. Gene Ontology annotation, molecular function: metal ion binding; ubiquitin-like protein conjugating enzyme binding; ubiquitin protein ligase activity. The transcript has a single exon. The coding region runs from base 263 to 1942 and encodes 559 amino acids. Lineage: Eukaryota; Viridiplantae; Streptophyta; Magnoliopsida; Poales; Poaceae. Gene Ontology annotation, cellular component: endoplasmic reticulum. Gene Ontology annotation, biological process: ubiquitin-dependent protein catabolic process.